AUGGGCGACGAUGGUGUUUCUCGGGCGAAAAGCGCGGCUGCUGUGAGGGAGAUUAAGGUGGACGCCACGAGGGACGAGCCGCUGCUAUGCCAUCGGCUGGAGAAGGAUAACUUCCCCGUGGUGCGUGCUGCUGACGUGGCGUGUGCUGCUGACGUGGCGUGUGCUGCUGACGUGGCGUGUGCUGUUGACGUGCUGUCUGCUGCUGGU
Closterium sp. Naga37s-1 is the source of this 207-nucleotide messenger RNA. The record is from the annotation of a GenBank genome assembly. NCBI's taxonomy places the organism in Eukaryota, Viridiplantae, Streptophyta, Zygnematophyceae, Desmidiales, Closteriaceae.